Anastrepha obliqua is the source of this 984-nucleotide messenger RNA. RefSeq lists its product as uncharacterized. The record is from RefSeq and is a predicted model, not a curated record. The transcript has 2 exons. Lineage: Eukaryota; Metazoa; Arthropoda; Insecta; Diptera; Tephritidae. The coding region runs from base 99 to 881 and encodes 260 amino acids.
ACUUUAUUGUCAAAUUUAUUAAAAUAAAAGUUAAAAAAUAAUUUAUUAACAAAUAAAAGUAAAAAAAAAAAAAAAUAACUGCUGAUUUCUACAGAAAUAUGGCUGACGGCGAUUAUUCUGCAAAUGCACUUUACGAUCUCAUAAGAAAAGAGCUGAACUCGAUUAUCAAAGAAAAUGGCGCUGAGUCAAAAAUAUCAGAGACAGCAAGCUGUACAAAUUUGGUCAACGAUAAACACGCGAAUAAACAGCCGCCGCAGUCAACAGAGAAUCCCAGUGAAUUAAAUGCUUCUUCAGAGAGUGGUGAACUCAACGAGAUACCUAAUUCUAAAGAAAACGUUUCGACACUACUCUCAACCAAAAUGCUGCAUCUACGUGGAGAUGAAACUCAGAGUGCAGCUAUUGACACUGAUCUUCAGAAAAUGCGCCGCGAUCUUCAACAAAGUUACGAACUGUUUCAGAAAAUGGGCGAAAGAUUCCAAAGCAUAAAUUUUAGUUCACUCAAAAGUCGCAUCAAAGAUCUGAACCUUGGUAAAAAGGAUCAAACUUCCAAAUUAGAAUCGGAAAUUAAGAAUAUCUUGCAAAAACACGUGAAGGACAACACUAUGGACAGGUUGACUGCCGAAAUGGGUGUCAAAUUUCAACAGCAUCCUGGCGAGUUCGGUAACAUACCAGAGCUGAGUGAAUUCUUUCAAACUUGCACCCAACUACAGCAUGGUCUUGAGCAGUUAAAAAGACAACGUAAUUCCGUUGAAGAGAUGACAAAACGUCUCUCCAGCUCUGCUGAAGCCUCAUUUGGACGCAUCGAUGAAAUUCAUAACAUACUGCAUUCAAAACAAGCCAUCCAUAAACCAAAGCUUGAAGAGCAUACUCAAAAUUCCUAAUUUAUAAUCCUUGUUUUUACAUGUAAUAUAUUAUAUUUCAAAUGUUUUUGAUCAUAAAUGUUCGGUUUUUAUGCAUAAAUAAUUUUACCCUUGCAUAAUAUUA